This is a messenger RNA of Entamoeba nuttalli P19, 204 nucleotides long. RefSeq lists its product as hypothetical. The coding region runs from base 1 to 204 and encodes 67 amino acids. The record is from RefSeq and is a predicted model, not a curated record. NCBI's taxonomy places the organism in Eukaryota, Evosea, Mastigamoebida, Endamoebidae. The transcript has a single exon.
AUGUUCAACUUUAUUAUAUUCCUUUUAACAAUUACACUUAUUUCUGGAAAUCAAGACUUUUAUUCAUUCCUUGAUUCAGUUGACAAUGAAAUUGAAGAAAUUGAAAAUGGCAAUGAUGCUUUUAGUGAUAUUAAUAAUGAAGAAUAUGAAUUAGAAGAAGAUGAUGAUCAAAUUCCAAUGCAAUUUCAUCCAGUAAAGAUAUAA